Molecule: messenger RNA, 2476 nt
Organism: Racocetra persica
Lineage: Eukaryota; Fungi; Glomeromycota; Glomeromycetes; Diversisporales; Gigasporaceae
Source: the annotation of a GenBank genome assembly
AUGUCAACCACUACCCCCACCAGGAUAAGAUAUCAUAAGCGAACUCCUACUGGUCUAACAAAAAGUGAACAAGAAAAUUGGGAUCCAAAAAUUUUGGGCUUAUGGGAGAAAUGCGCCGUUGGUGAUAACAAUGACAAAGAAAGCUUUCAAAGAUCGUUUGUUCGUCACGUGACCACAACUCUCGCCAGAUCAGUUUAUAAUAUCGAUAACUUUAGUGCAUAUCAAGCCACCGCUAACACUGUUCGUGAUCGAUUGAUCAAACGAUGGAAUGAUACUCAGCAGAGUCACACUGAAAGCGACCCAAAGCGUGUUUAUUAUCUAUCUUUGGAAUUUUUAUUGGGUAGAUCAUUAGAUAACGCCCUUCUCAAUUUGGGGUUGAAGGAAAGUUUUGGAGAGGGUGUCAAGGAUUUGGGUUUCAGAAUGGAGGAUGUCCUUGAUCAAGAAGUUGAUGCUGCUCUUGGUAACGGAGGUCUUGGUCGUCUUGCCGCUUGUUAUAUGGAUUCUCUGGCUACAUUAGACUAUCCUGCAUGGGGAUAUGGCCUCAGAUAUACUUAUGGUAUCUUUCAGCAAAGAUUAAAAGAUGGUUAUCAAGUAGAAUUUCCUGAUUAUUGGCUGAAUUUCGAUAAUCCAUGGGAGUUGCCUCGUCUUGAUGUCGUUGUUGAUGUUCAAUUCGGUGGUUCUGUCAACAAAUAUACUGAUGAUGAAGGUCGAGUGCGACAUGUUUGGGAAGGCUCUGAUAUAAUAAAAGCUGUUGCUUACGACGUUCCUAUUCCUGGAUAUGGCACCAAAAACUGCAUUAAUAUCCGUUUAUGGAGUAGUAAGCCAAAGCGUCAGUUUGAUCUUCACCGAUUUAACGAAGGCCAAUACGAACAGGCCGUUCAAGAACAAAUGCAGGCUGAAAAUAUUACUGCUGUUCUAUAUCCAAAUGACAACCAUAUGGUUGGUAAAGAAUUACGUCUCAAGCAACAAUACUUCUGGGUUGCUGCUAGCUUACACGAUAUUGUUCGUCGCUUCAAUAAAUCUGGAAAACCGUGGAGUAAAUUUCCUGAUCAGGUUGCUAUUCAAUUGAACGAUACACAUCCAACUCUUGCCAUUGUUGAAUUACAAAGGAUCUUAUGUCUUGACUGGGAUGAGGCUUGGGAUAUCGUUCGCCGUACGUUUGCAUUCACAAAUCACACUAUCCUUCCAGAAGCCAUGGAAAAAUGGCCUGUACCAAUGGUCGCAUAUUUACUACCAAGACAUAUGCAAAUUAUUUUCGAUAUCAAUCUGUUUUUCUUGCAAGAUGUUGAAAAAAAAUUCCCAGAUGAUAGGGACCUUCUGGCCAAAUUAUCUAUAAUUGAAGAAUCGACGCCACAGUUCGUAAGAAUGGCUCAUCUUGCCAUAGUUGGUUCACAUCGAGUUAAUGGUGUUGCUGAAUUACACUCAAACUUGAUCAAAACAACUAUUUUCAAAGAUUUCGCUAAAUAUUAUGGCUCUGAAAAGUUCGAUAAUGUAACCAAUGGAAUCACUCCACGAAGAUGGUUACAUCAAGCUAACCCAAAACUAGGUGAUUUGAUUACAGAAGUUUUGGGCAACAAAGACUGGCUAAAAGAUUUAAGUCUAUUGAAAAAACUUGAGUCGUUUGUUGAUGACAAAGAUUUCAAGAAACGAUGGGCUGAGAUUAAACAUUUUAACAAGGUUCGAUUAGCUAAACACAUCGAAACGCAGACUGGGAUCAUAGUUAGUCCCGAUGCCAUGUUUGAUAUUCAAGUGAAAAGAAUUCAUGAAUACAAAAGACAAUUCAUGAAUAUUUUAGGUGUUAUUCAUCGGUAUAACUGCUUGAAGAAAAUGUCUUCACAAGAAAAGUCAGAAGUUGUUAAACGUGCUGUCAUCUUUGGUGGAAAAGCAGCCCCAGGCUAUUAUAUUGCUAAAUUGGUUAUCAAACUAAUAAAUAGCGUCGCAGAUGUUAUUAACAAUGACAAAUCUAUCGAUAAUCUCUUAAAGGUUGUUUUCAUUCCUGAUUAUAAUGUGUCCGUUGCCGAAAUUAUUAUUCCAGCGUCAGAUAUUUCACAACAUAUUUCAACAGCUGGCACUGAAGCUUCUGGUACUAGUAAUAUGAAAUUCGUCUUAAAUGGCGGCUUAAUUCUCGGGACUGUAGAUGGUGCAAAUAUUGAGAUUCAUGAAGAAAUUGGUGAUGAUAAUAUAUUUAUGUUCGGAAAUUUGGCUGAUCAAGUUGAAGAUUUGAGGCAUGCUCAUAGGUAUCGCAAUGUGCCAAUGGAUCCUGCACUACAAGAAGUCGUUAAGGAUGUCGAAUCCGGUCAAUAUGGCGAUUCACGCAUAUUUGCUCCUCUAAUUAAUACUUUAACUGUCGGCAAAGAUUACUAUUUAAUCUCGGAUGACUUUGGAUCAUAUCUUAAUGCACAGAGCUUAGUCGAUGAAGCGUAUAAAGAUCAAGAUGAUUGGAUAAGAAAGAGUAUUUUAUGCACUGCCCGGAUGG